This is a messenger RNA of Sardina pilchardus (European sardine), 1774 nucleotides long. It is a transcript of the gene pmp22b, whose product is annotated as peripheral myelin protein 22b. NCBI's taxonomy places the organism in Eukaryota, Metazoa, Chordata, Actinopteri, Clupeiformes, Clupeidae. The transcript is spliced from 5 exons. Gene Ontology annotation, cellular component: plasma membrane. The record is from RefSeq and is a predicted model, not a curated record. The coding region runs from base 155 to 628 and encodes 157 amino acids.
AGACACUUUAUAACUGCCGCGCAGCCUCUAACAUCAAUCUAGUCGGAGGAACUUGGACGUGGGGACUACGCUUUGAAUAGACCGUGCAGAUUACGCUCGCUGAUAAUCACUGUUUUUUGGGAUUUAUUUUGCUUUCCUCAAAUCUCCUGGAAAAAUGCUGCUUCUACUUCUCGGAAUCAUCUUUCUGCACGGCGCAGCCCUUGUGCUCCUGUUCGUGUCAACGAUUGUCAGUGCGUGGACUGUAGGUUAUUCCUCCACCUCGGAUUUGUGGACGAACUGCACAACAGUCAGCGACGCCGUCAGAUGCGAAACGGGGGAGACCGGAGAGUGGAUACAGGCGGUGCAGGCUCUCAUGAUCCUGUCCAUCAUCUUCAGCUUCAUUUCGCUCUUCCUCUUCUUCUGCCAGCUCUUCACUCUGCAGAAGGGCGGCCGCUUCUUCCUCACCGGAGUCUUCCAGGUCCUCGCAAGUCUGUUUGUCAUGAGCGGCGCCAUCAUCUACACGGUGAAGAGUCCGGACUGGGUGCACGAGUCGGAGUCCUACGGCUUUGCCUACAUCCUGGCCUGGGUGGCCUUCCCCUUGGCGCUGAUCAGUGGGCUGAUCUACCUCAUCUUAAGAAAGCGCGAAUGAGAACCUUGACCCUUGACCCCUGACCCCCCUGACCUCCUGACCCCUCCUCCACACGACCUCCCCUCACCAUCCCCAACUCCCUCACCCCCUAAAAUCCCACCUUACCUUACCUUACCCCGACUUCCAUCCCCUCCUAUCAACUCCAGAUAACUAAGCUCUGAAGCCAAAACAACCCCCCCACCCCCACUCCACUCCACUCCAAAGCAUACCCCCCCCCCUUUCUCCAGAGAAAACUUCAUCAACCUCUGUCAAGCACCCAUGGGUAACACCUCCCUUGAGAAAGAUACGUGCACCCCGAAAACCAGACCUGUAACAAUCAAUACUGUCAUAAUUUGAAGAUGUAUAUAGUAUCGAUGGUUUAAAACCUAUUUAUAACACUUUUUACAUAUAUGUACAUAGUAUUGUUGUGUUGCUUAGUCGACAAAAAAAUAUACUCUGAAGAGCUUGUUGUUGCCAUUUAAAUGCCUAAAAGAGUGUUUGCCAUGGUUUAGUUACACCAUUAGUCAUUUUUUUUUGUCUGUGUUUAGUUUUGUUUUCUUAUAAUGCUAAGGAAAAAAAAUAAAAAUAAAAAAUGUGUUGAAGUAUUUUAACCAAAGUGCAUGUACAAAGUAUAGGGCCUGAGGGAAACUGUUUUGAUCGAAGAUAUACAGCGAAGUGACACAAAAGCAAAACUGCAUACAGUUUGAAAAAUGUAGAAUCUUUCAGUUGUUUUUUGUUUGGCUUUUUUUGUAAGAUGACAAUCAUUUGAAAAUCUUUUUUGUCAACAAGAUGGUGCUAUGAUAUUACCAUUCCUUCUAUUGAUAGCCAUUUAGCCUUUAUUUAGGGUAAAGUUAUGCAGUUGAAAUCUUGAAGUAGCGUGUCAGACAUUUCUGAGCAGACAUUCACAUGUGCCUUUUGUUGUCUGUGCAAGUAGCUCUCACCUGACUAAUAUGUACAUUUUUCAACAUUUAAUCCGCUCUUUUUUUUUAAAUUCUUGUCUAAACGUAGCCAAGUGCUAUUUGUUGUAAGCUCAGUUAAGUGUUUGUUUUGUGAAACAAAUAUGGGUUCUGAAACAUGGUUCAUUUCCACUGAACAAUAUUUUUUAUUUAUUUUGUGUAAUGGCGAGGCAGUCGUGAUUGGCAGUAUUAAACACAAACAGUAACAAUG